GCCAGACAUUGUCUUCCCAGCUUGACUUAAGCUUUGUUCUUUGCGGUUCCGCUAUGAUCUAAACUGGAUAGUGAUCAUUGGCGCACCAUGGCGCUGGAGACGUCUGGCGGUUAUGUUGCUCCCAGCAACCUCGCAGAAGCUGGGGAUUCCGCGCUGUCCAUGUUCGAUGUCCGACAUGUUCAGCUUCAAUUCCCUCUCGCAGCGGACUUUGUGGCCGCGCAGGUAGCCAACAAUGUGCUCGUUCUAGCUUUGUCAACCGGGCGCAUUCUUCGCAUCGAUCUGGAUACGCCCGAGGACAUAGAUGAUAUCGACCUUCCUAAGAAAUCCUCAGAGAUUGGCGUGAUCCGGCGAAUGUUCCUGGAUCCUUCUGCAUCCCAUCUCAUCAUCACAACUACCCUCGGCGAGAACUACUACCUCCACAGUCAAUCCCGUCAACCCAGGCCAUUGUCGCGAAUGAAAGGCGUUUCGAUUGAAAGUAUCGCUUGGAGUCCAUCACACCCAACAGCUUCGACGAGAGAGAUUCUCUUGGGUACUACGGAUGGGCAGAUCUGGGAGGCUUACAUUGAGCCAUCCAGCGAGUUCUAUCGGCGCGAAGAGAGAUAUGCGCAUGCUGUUUUCAAGUCUCUGGAGGGCUCGCCUGUCACGGGUCUGUGGACGGAGUCGAUUCCAGGGAAGCCGGAGCUGAGGCGGGUGCUAAUAGCGACACACGGCAAGUUGCUAAGCUUCCUGGGACGCAUCGGGAGGUACGGACGCGAAGGAGGCAGCCCUGUAUACGCCGAUCUAUUCCAGCGCGAGGCGCCUGUGACCCAUGAGAUCCAGAAGCCCUCUAGCGCCGCCCCAUCGAUGUUGGCGAUCUCGCCAAUCCUCGCAGAUGCACAGAAUACCGGGGGUGUGACGGACAAGGAAUUCGCGUGGCUCAGUUCUCACGGCGUCUUCCACGGCCAACUACAGUACUCGCCUGAUAAGCUCAGCAAACCAUUUGAGACUGCUAGCAUGCUUUCACGGUCUUUGUUUCCUGCGAGCGAAUCUGCGCGAGGGGGGAAGAAGCUCAUUCAGGAUCCAAUCACAGCGGUGACGUUAUCUCAAUGGCAUAUCUUUGCCUUGGUUGAGGGAAGGAUCGUGGCUGUGAAUCGGAUGAGCGAGGAGAUCGUUUUUGAUGAGGCCGUGUUGGAACCAGGACAAAGUGCCUUGGGUCUUUUGACGGACGCGACGCAACAUACUUACUGGCUGUUCACAAGCAGAGAGAUCUACGAGAUUGCAGUUGAGGACGAGGAUAGAGAUGUGUGGAAGGUAUACCUACAGAAGCAGAUGUUUGACCAAGCUCUGAAAUACGCCCGUACCAGUGCUCAAAAAGAUGCCGUCUCCACGGCUUCAGGUGACUACCUAGCAGACAAAGGCCGCUAUCUCGAGGCGGCCGCCGUAUGGGGCAAGAGCAGCAAAGGCUUUGAAGAGGUCUGUCUGACAUUGAUCAACCGUGGAGAGCAUGAUGCGUUGCGCAAGUACUUGUUGUCUCAGCUAUCGACCUACAAGAAGUCCUCUUCGAUGCAACGGAUCAUGGUCGCAAGCUGGCUGGUUGAGGUCUUCAUGACAAAGUUGAAUUCCCUCGAUGAUAACAUCGCUACUCGAGCAGAGCUCGCCGAGGGAACCAGCACAGAGGAAGUUAAGGAUGAGCUGAGCACUGUCCGAGCUGAGUUCCAGGAUUUCGUCAUUCGGUAUCGGUCCGAUCUGGACAAGAAAACGGCGUACGAUAUUGUCAGCAGCCACGGCCGCGAAGAGGAGCUGCUUUUCUUUGCUACAACAGUCAAUGAUUACAACUACGUUCUCUCUUACUGGACCCUGCGAGAAAAAUGGGCCGAGGCACUCAAUGUCCUGCAACGGCAAAGUGACCCGGACGUGUUCUACAAAUAUAGCAGUGUCCUUAUGACACAUGCUGCUGCCGGGCUGGUCGACAUCUUGAUGCGACAGACCAAUCUGGAGCCGGAGCGACUGAUACCUGCUUUACUCAAUUAUAACAAGACGGUUAAUGUCCCGUUGGGGCAAAAUCAGGCCGUACGAUACCUCAACUUCAUCAUCGUCAAUCACCCAAACCCAUCCGCCGCCGUCCACAAUACCCUUAUAUCGAUUCAUGCCUCCAGCCCCUCGACGUCGGAGGCAGGACUUCUCACGUAUCUGCAAUCACAACAAUCGUCGCCUCCACCGUAUGAUGCCGACUUUGCCCUGCGUCUCUGCAUCCAACACCAGCGCGUGCAAUCGUGCGUUCACAUUUACAGCGCCAUGGGGCAAUAUCUUCAAGCGGUGGAGCUGGCUUUGCAGCAUGAAGACAUUGAGCUCGCGGCAAUUGUGGCCGACCGGCCGGAAGGAAACGACAAGCUCCGAAAGAAGCUCUGGCUCCUUGUCGCAGAGAAAAAGAUCCGGCAGCCCGGAACGGGCAUCAAGGAUGCGAUUGAAUUCCUUCGCCGAUGCGAGCUGCUCCGCAUCGAGGACCUCAUUCCGUUCUUCCCGGACUUUGUCGUCAUCGACGACUUCAAGGACGAGAUCUGCAGUGCGUUGGAGGAUUACUCCCGGCAUAUCGACCGGCUGCGGCAGGAGAUGGACAACUCGGCGCACACGGCCCGGCAGAUCCGCACGGAGAUUGCGGCGCUCGACACGCGCUACGCCAUCGUGGAGCCUGGGGAGAAGUGCUGGCUCUGCUCAUUGCCCGUGCUCAGCCGACAAUUCUUUGUGUUUCCGUGUCAGCACGCUUUCCACAGCGACUGCUUGGGCAAAGAGGUUCUUGAGGGCGCCGGGGGUAAGAAGAAGUAUAUCCGCGACUUGCAGGCACAGCUCAAUAAGGGGACGCUCAGUGCGGCGCGCCGAGAGGAAGUUGUACGUGAGCUCGAUGGGUUAAUCGCGGAAGCAUGUAUCCUCUGCGGCGACCAUGCUAUUAAGCAGAUUGAUCGGCCAUUUAUUGAGGGCUCGGAGGGAGUGGAUGAUUGGACGCUGUAAAUGAAGAGUCGUAUGUAAGAUCUGAUGAGUUGGGUUCUGCAUUAUGAGCGUG
This is a messenger RNA of Aspergillus homomorphus CBS 101889, 3037 nucleotides long. Its product is annotated as vacuolar protein sorting protein DigA. Gene Ontology annotation, molecular function: protein-macromolecule adaptor activity. Bases 88 to 2985 code for a protein of 965 amino acids. Gene Ontology annotation, biological process: vacuole organization; organelle fusion; intracellular protein transport. The record is from RefSeq and is a predicted model, not a curated record. Gene Ontology annotation, cellular component: endosome; HOPS complex. The transcript has 3 exons. Lineage: Eukaryota; Fungi; Ascomycota; Eurotiomycetes; Eurotiales; Aspergillaceae.